This is a messenger RNA of Andrographis paniculata, 1698 nucleotides long. Its product is annotated as L-Ala-D/L-amino acid epimerase. The record is from RefSeq and is a predicted model, not a curated record. NCBI's taxonomy places the organism in Eukaryota, Viridiplantae, Streptophyta, Magnoliopsida, Lamiales, Acanthaceae. Gene Ontology annotation, molecular function: racemase and epimerase activity, acting on amino acids and derivatives. Bases 122 to 1405 code for a protein of 427 amino acids. The transcript has 7 exons.
AGGCAUCCACAGUUUAGCAGAGCAUACCGCCUGCCCAAAUACUAAUUAACUAUGGCCGCAGCCGGCCGUCACAUCGCACCAACCAAUCGCCGCACCGGCCAUCUGCACUCCACUCCAAUCAAUGGCUUCACUCACCUCCCUGCCGCUGCAAUCUCUUUGUCUCCCAUUCUCCAGAAUCAAUUCUGAUUUCCCCGCCAUCUACGGUUUUGCGAAGCCCUCGCGAUCCAUCAAGGCCUGUAUGGCCGCGGCGCGGCCGUCGGCGGCGGAGGCGUCGUGUGUCGGAUUCAGGAAUUUGAUGGAAACGUUUACUGUUGAUGUGCAGAGGGCGGAGGGUAGGCCGCUGGACGUUCCACUCAUCGCGCCGUUCACGAUAGCAUCUUCGAGGUUGGAGGGAGUGGAGAAUGUCGCAAUUCGAGUUGAGUUGAGGAAUGGGUGUGUGGGGUGGGGGGAGUCUCCGGUGCUUCCGCACGUCACGGCGGAGGAUCAACCGACUGCUCUUGCCAAAGUGGCGGAAGCUUGCUCGUUCCUGGAGCGGAGUUCCGGGGGGACUCUUGGCCACGUCUUGACGGAGAUUAAUCGGAUGUUUUCCGGUCACUCAUCUGCUUCGGUCAGAGCAGGAAUUGAAAUGGCACUGAUUGAUGCUGUGGCGAACAGCAUUAGAGUACCUCUGAGGAGAUUAUUCGGUGGAUUUUCUGAUACAAUAACAACCGAUAUAACAAUUCCUAUAGUUUCCCCUACUGAAGCAGCAGAGCUGGCUUCAGAGUAUCGCAGUCGAGGAUUCAAGACCUUGAAGCUGAAAGUCGGGAAGAACCUAACCGGUGACAUCCAGGUGCUUCAGGCAAUACGAGCGGUCCAUCCAGACUGCCUAUUUGUCUUGGAUGCCAAUGAAGGUUAUAAUUCCGAUGAAGCCAUUCAAGUUCUGGAAAAGUUACAUGAGAUGGAGGUAACACCAGUUCUUUUUGAGCAACCUGUUCAUAGAGAUGAUUGGGAGGGUCUUGGUCGUGUUAGCCAUACUGCUAAAAGCAAAUAUGGGGUGUCUGUUGCUGCUGAUGAAAGCUGUCGUAGCUUGGCUGAUGUGCAUAAAAUCGUGAAAGAAAAUCUUGCACAUGUAGUCAACAUUAAGCUCGCCAAAUUGGGAGUGUUGGGUGCCCUUGAAGUCAUCGACUUAGCAAGAGCAUCUGGAUUAGAUUUGAUGAUCGGUGGUAUGGUCGAAACCAGACUUGCUAUGGGCUUUGCUGGUCAUUUGGCAGCCGGCCUAGGUUGCUUCAAAUUCAUUGACCUCGAUACUCCUCUGUUAUUAGCCGAGGAUCCUGUUCUUGAGGGCUACGAAGUUUCGGGUCCAAUUUACAAGUUCUCUAACUCUCGAGGUCACGGUGGCUUUCUUCAUUGGGAUAAUAUCGCAUGACAACCGUCGACAAGUCUUACUUUCAUCUGGUAAAUCCAUGCGGCUAUGGCUUAGCUUAGCUUGCCAUUCUACUUAUGCAUGUGUAACGUUUGAUGUGGGCGAUUGAAGAUUGGUGAAGUAGUCUUGUUAAGGGUAGGGUGGGUAGAGUUGUUGAGACUAAAACUACUCGCUGGAUGAGUAUAUUUAAUUUGAAAUUACUGUAUUGAUGAACUUACUUGCAGCUCAGUUCGUAUUGAGUUGGCAAUGAAAUGUUGUUUGUGAUUUUAUGGUGAUAUAUUGUUUUUUGAGUUACU